Messenger RNA from Lingula anatina, 510 nucleotides. Its product is annotated as microfibril-associated glycoprotein 4-like. NCBI's taxonomy places the organism in Eukaryota, Metazoa, Brachiopoda, Lingulata, Lingulida, Lingulidae. The record is from RefSeq and is a predicted model, not a curated record.
AUGGGGACGUGGUCAGAUUAUAGGAACGGAUUCGGUGACUUGGAGAGUGACCAUUGGUUGGGACUGGAGGCGUUCCAUCAUCUCACCAACCAGGGAAACUAUUCUUUAAUGACCGAAGUCAGGGACAAUCUGACAAGCACCUAUUUCUCUGAUAUCCACGUCGACUUUCGUGUCGGGCCAGAGAAAGAGGGAUAUAUUUUGUAUGAGUUUCCCCUUGGCGAUGGAAACCUAACUAGUUCCGCGGAAGAUCAGUGGUAUAUCAACUACGACAUGAUGUUCUCGGCCUAUGACAAGGACCAGGAUACGACUAGUACCUCAAACUGUGCGGCUACAUUCGGAGGGGGAUGGUGGUACAGGGCAUGCACCUUGGUGUCUCUCACCGGGCAGACGACGCAUUGUACGUCCGGAUGUUACGCCUAUUUCAAGCACAACGGUGUCCCUUUUGGCGGGAAUGGUUCGGAUGACAUCUUGCUCAAUUUUGCCGUUAUGAAGAUCAAGAAGAUUGGCUAG